ACAGAAAACCAAAAAAAGAGAGAGAGAGAGAGAACCCCCACCGAUUCGGAGAAGGAAGCGAGGUUGGCGAGGCCGAGGCGGGCGGAGCGCAAUGGCGACGGCGGCGGCGGCGAGGGACGCCCUCCUGGACGAGCUGCGGGCGCGGAUGGCGGCGCACUCCCCGCCGCUCCACGCGCUCGUCAUCCCGUCCGAGGACGCCCACCAGAGCGAGUAUGUGUCGGAGCGGGACAAGCGGCGGCAGUUCAUCUCCGGGUUCACCGGGAGCGCUGGUCUGGCGCUUGUCACUAUGAAUGAUGCACUACUGUGGACCGAUGGACGCUACUUCUUGCAAGCAGAGCAGCAACUCAGUGAUCGCUGGAAAUUGAUGCGUAUGGGAGAAGAUCCACCUGUUGAAGUUUGGAUAGCUGAUAAUCUGUCAGAUGAAGCUGUCAUUGGAAUCAAUCCAUGGUGCAUCUCUGUUGACACUGCCCAGAGAUAUGAGCAUGCAUUUUCAAAGAAGCACCAGAUACUGUUUCAACUUUCUUCUGACUUGGUAGAUGAAAUAUGGAAGGAUCGUCCUUUGGCUGAGGCUCUACCUGUAGUUGUGCAUCCUGUAGAGUAUGCUGGGCGUAGUGUUACCGAAAAACUUAAGGAGUUACGAGAAAAACUACUAAAUGAGAAGGCUAGGGGCAUUAUAAUAGCUGCUCUUGAUGAGGUUGCCUGGCUGUACAACAUUAGAGGAAAUGAUGUGCAUUACAGCCCAGUGGUUCAUUCUUAUUCUAUUGUAACCUCGCACAGUGCGUUCUUUUAUGUGGAUAAGAGAAAAGUAUCUGUUGAGGUCCAGAACUACAUGACUGAGAAUGGUAUUGAUAUCAGAGACUACAAUAUGGUUCAAUCAGAUGUAAGCUUGCUUGCAUCUGGACAGUUAAAAGGUUCUGCAGUUAAUGGUACCUCACAUGUGGAAAAUGAUAUGAAUGAGAAUUCAAAAGUUUGGAUUGAUUCAAAUUCGUGCUGCCUUGCACUCUACUCAAAACUUGACGAUCAAGUUCUGAUGCUGCAAUCACCUAUUGCUCUUCCAAAGGCUGUGAAGAAUCCUGUAGAGCUAGAUGGUUUGAGGAAGGCACAUAUUCGAGAUGGUGCGGCUGUUGUGCAAUACCUGGCUUGGCUUGACAGUCAGAUGCAAGAGAACUAUGGAGCUUCUGGUUACUUUAGUGCGGCCAAGGGUUCACAGAAAAAGGAGCACAUGGAAGUAAAACUUACCGAGGUUUCUGUGAGUGAUAAACUCGAAGGUUUCCGUGCAUCUAAAGAGCACUUCAAAGGCCUGAGUUUUCCUACGAUUUCAUCCGUUGGACCAAAUGCAGCAGUAAUUCACUAUUCACCGGAAGCUAGUUCAUGUGCUGAACUUGAUGCUGAUAAAAUAUAUCUAUGUGACUCUGGGGCUCAGUAUCUUGAUGGUACUACAGACAUUACAAGAACUGUACAUUUUGGCAAACCCUCUGAGCAUGAGAAGUCAUGCUAUACGGCUGUUUUGAAAGGACACAUUGCACUAGAUAUUGCUGUAUUUCCCAAUGGAACCACAGGGCAUGCUCUUGAUAUUCUCGCACGAACACCACUUUGGAAAAGUGGUCUUGACUACCGGCAUGGUACAGGCCAUGGAAUUGGAUCUUAUUUGAAUGUUCAUGAAGGUCCUCACCUAAUUAGCUUCAGACCUUCUGCUAGAAAUGUACCACUGCAAGCAUCAAUGACUGUAACAGAUGAACCUGGUUACUAUGAGGAUGGAAGCUUUGGUAUAAGGUUGGAGAAUGUUCUGAUACUUAAAGAGGCCAAUACUAAAUUUAAUUUUGGAGAUAAGGGCUAUUUGGCAUUUGAACAUAUAACAUGGGCUCCAUACCAGACAAAACUGAUUGACACCACUUUGCUGACCCCUGCCGAGAUUGAAUGGGUAAACGCGUAUCACUCAGACUGCCGAAAAAUUCUGCAGCCUUACCUGAAUGAGCAGGAGAAGGAAUGGCUAAGGAAAGCUACUGAGCCUAUCACUGUGAGCUGUUAAGCUAUCAACUAGCUGGUCGGCAUUUGCCUAGAUGGGCACACGGCGCAGGGUCUCAACCAACUGCAACCAUUCGUGCAUUCGUGCCUAGAUGCGCAGAACUGCAGAUGAUUUGUGGCACGCCAUGCGUAGAUAAACGGCUAUCCCACAAUUUAAUUACUUGCAAUAAGUGUGAAUAGCAGAAAACAUCGCAAAUCAUUCUUUGCCUUUUUUCUGCUAAGAUUGAAUGUGAGGAUUGGAGGUAGAAAUAAGACAGGACUGAAUGCUUUCCUCCGUUGAAUAUGGUUGCAUUUGUACAGUUAUUCAGACGUUUUCUUUUAGCCCUGUUGCUUUUAAAUCGUGGUGUAUCGAGAAUGUAUGAUUAGCACUGGAUAAAUAAAGAAAUUUAACGGCCAUACCAGACAU
Oryza brachyantha (malo sina) is the source of this 2431-nucleotide messenger RNA. RefSeq names its product aminopeptidase P1. The record is from RefSeq and is a predicted model, not a curated record. Gene Ontology annotation, molecular function: metalloaminopeptidase activity. Lineage: Eukaryota; Viridiplantae; Streptophyta; Magnoliopsida; Poales; Poaceae. The coding region runs from base 92 to 2029 and encodes 645 amino acids. The transcript is spliced from 16 exons.